Molecule: messenger RNA, 2658 nt
Organism: Aspergillus oryzae RIB40
Lineage: Eukaryota; Fungi; Ascomycota; Eurotiomycetes; Eurotiales; Aspergillaceae
Exons: 2
Coding region: 1-2658 (885 amino acids)
Source: RefSeq, a predicted model, not a curated record
AUGUCGAACAUACCAGGAGAUAUUCAACUUCCCGGUUUGUCCAAUAUCCAGAACAGAAGUGAGCACGUCCCCGAUCUUGUACAGUUCUUCCAAGCACAGGAUUCCUUGUCGAACACAUCUUCGCAAUCUGGUAGCGCUCGGGAUAUCUUAAAAGCAGGCCAACGACGCCUGCGGCAGCUAGCUCAACGUCCCAAAAGGACAACAGACCCUCACACCAAAGCCGAAGAAGCGUCUCGCCAGCUACUAGCGCUUCAGCAGGAGGGAUUCCUGCCUGAUUCUCUCACUCUCCCAAAGCCCAAGAAAUCUGCUCCCAAGCAAAGUAUUGACUCCACAGUAUCCUCUACCAGAUCUGCUUCCGAUCUCAGCUUUCAAGCAAGUUCCAGAAGAGACGUGGAAAGCAUUGGACGGCCAUGGCUGGAAGAUUCGCUUGAAAAAUAUGAAAUGAAAGGAGGUCGUCUGUCAUCGCUUGAUCUACGAGAGAUUACGUCCCUGGUCGGCGCUGCGUUGCCUCGACCCCCUCAAUUUGAGGACGUGACCCCUCCGCCUUACCAGGCUUCAACCGACCAUGAUUCGCAAGGAAAAUCUUCCCAUCCCUCAACUGGUCAUGGCUCAAAUUCUACGCCUAGUGAGCCACUGGAUGAGAUAGAAGCCUUGCCGAAAGUUCCGGAAAUACCAGACCGAACGAGCAGUCAACCCCCUGAGAUGUCGACCAGCACUUUGGACAACAAGCAACAGUCGAGUCACGAGCAACCAGCGGAAGCCAAGCCAGCAGGAGCCAAAGAUGCCCCCGAAGCAGCGGACAGCAAGUCAUCAUCAGCUGGUACAUCCAACGCCAUGCAGAGCCAUUCGCUGAAGCUUUUCCCCGACACUGUGCCUCCACGUAUGCCUAAUAAAGGAGCCUGGCGCAUAUCGAACGGUUGCCCACCCCCGUCUCUCAGAUCCUUACCAACCAAAUCAGCGCAGCGAGGUUCUUCGGCUCAAUCGAAUGAUAAAAACACUAAGCCUUCAUCUAGCACCCAGAGUUGUGACGCUGGCCUUGAAAAUCUCGGAUGUGUGGACCAAAUGCCGCCAGCGCAACCGACGGAUCUAGGCAGAAAUAAUGGGACAAGCCAAGAACAUGCAAAAAGGCCGCUGGCUAGAAACGGCCGCCGUCCGGCAUCCUUGCCCAUGGGCGCAAUAGAUGCAUUCCCUCUACCGGCACCUAUGAGACCUCUGCCUGCGUUACCGGAAGCAGUUCCAGGGAUUCGUCCUAGUUACGGACAAGACACUAUUGCCGGUAGAAGAGGUCUCCGUGCCAACCAACAAGAGCAGGACCCUCAGUUACCAUCAUGUUCUACAGAAGAAGGAUCCAUGGGCAGUGGUGCAAGGAGAGAUAAUCAUGGAUCAAUGAACGGUCGGGCUACACCAAGUGUUAGCAUACCUGAGACAGCAAUGGACGGAGGGAUCAAAUCUGCUAGGGCGGGUACCACGUCUGUGAGAGCCAGUAAAAGCCGAGCCGAUAGGGUUCGUGCGCUGAAGAAGAAAGAUAUGUCAGCGAGUCGAAUUUAUUUGCAAGACUCAGACGAUCGCCCUUCGGAAGAAGGUCGGCAGUCUUUUUCAAGGCUCUCUCACAGGGCCUCAUCCGAAAAGUAUGAUGGGACGACAGCUGCUUCACGCUGCACCGACGAGGGAGUUAGGAGUCAAUACGGAAGGGGAUCUCCAGAUACCCAAUUGUUUACUCCUUCCUCUUAUGGCUCGAAAUUUCCUGGGCAAUCCACUGAAGCUCAUGCUAUUAGCACGCGAAAAGGUAGCUCACUCGGUUAUAUUGACGCUAUAUCAUUGAUGAACACUCAGGAACCGUCGUCACUACCUGCUUCAGCAAGGAAUUCUCAGGUCUAUCCAAGCGGUGGGACACGAAGCACAAGCGUCCUCAGUGAAAGGGUAGCUAAUGACGUGGAUCCUCACGGGCGCUCUGAGACCCCUCUCCCCUCUUCGGAAGAUGAAGGCAUGGAUGUUGGUAUGCGCAAGCAACAGGCACACCCCCCUUCCAGUAGGCGACGGCGACCAAAGCUGGCACCCAUUAACGUUGAUGAGUCUGCCACACGCAAAACGCGUCAUAUGAAGAAGCCAUCGUCAUGCGACCACUCCAGGCCCAGAACCCCCAGAAACCGCAGAAGCCAUGGCCUGGAGAAAGCUUCCUCGCAAUCACCACAUUUGCAGGAUAGCUAUUACUAUCACGAAACGCGAGGCGGUCGCCAUCGGCCUUCUUACGUUCGAGAGCUCGAAAAGCGCAUUGCACAUCUCGAGCACCAAAACAGAACACUACAAGCUGCUCUUCUUGGCGCUCUCGGUGUAGGAGGUAAACAGAACGUAGAAGGCCUUCUCGGUGGAUCAUCCACCUCCCUCUCUACUCCACCUACAAGUAGAUCUUUCUCAUCUAUGACAAACUCUUCGUCCAGCCCAGAUUCCCAUGUCAUGAGGAAUGAGCGGCAUGCGCACAGACGCCAGCCUCCGUACCAUCCAGAGACUUGGAUUGCCAGCCCAGGCUCCAGCCGACGCAGUAGCUACGGUUCGGAAGAAAGUGCUGACAUUCAGGAGUUGGAAAGUAUAAUUGAGGACUUCGAUUUUGGCUGGGAGUCGGAUUCCGAAAGAACACAACAGCUCGGGAUGAGGGCUUGA